AUGACCAAACUCAGCUUCAAGACUAUCACACUCGCGGCUUUGGUAGCCGUUGGGAGUGCCUCUCCGGUUCUCUAUCCCCGAGCAACCGACUCAAACAGUAAAUACGUCUUCACCAACUCGCAUGGCUUGAACUUCACCCAGAUGAACACGACGCUCCCUAAUGUCACCAUCCUCGCAACCGGCGGCACCAUCGCCGGCUCCAGCGCCGACAACACCGCCACAACAGGCUACAAGUCCGGCGCGAUCGGCAUCCAGAAGCUCAUGGACGCCGUCCCCGAGAUGCUAAACGUUGCCAACGUCGCCGGCAUCCAAGUCGCCAACGUCGGCAGCCCCGACGUGACGUCUUCCCUUCUGCUCCGCAUGGCCAAGACCCUCAACGAGGUCGUCUGCGACGACCCCACCAUGAGCGGCGCCGUCAUCACCCACGGCACCGACACGCUCGAGGAGACGGCCUUCUUCCUCGACGCCACAGUCAACUGCGGCAAGCCCAUCGUCGUCGUCGGCGCCAUGCGGCCCGCAACCGCCAUCUCCGCCGACGGCCCCUUCAACCUCCUCCAGGCCGUGACCGUCGCCGCGCACCCCACCGCACGCAACCGCGGCGCACUGGUCGUCCUGAACGACCGCAUCGUCUCCGCCUUCUACGCCUCCAAGACAAACGCCAACACCAUGGACACCUUCAAGGCCGUCGAGAUGGGGAACCUCGGCGCCGUCGUCUCCAACAAGCCGUACUUCUUCUACCCGCCCGUCAUGCCCACCGGUAGGACCAUCUUCGACGUGCGCAACGUCGCCUCCAUCCCACGGGUCGACAUCCUCUACUCGUACCAGGAUAUGCACAACGAUACGCUCUACGACGCCGUCGACAACGGCGCAAAGGGCAUCGUCAUCGCCGGCUCCGGCGCAGGAAGCGUCUCAACUACCUUCUCUGCCGCCAUCGACGACAUCACCUCCACCCACUGCCGCCUCCCUAUCGUCCUAAGCUCCCGCACAGGCAACGGCGAAGUCCCCCUCACGGACAGCACAACCACAAUCGAGAGCGGCUUCCUGAACCCGCAGAAAGCGCGCAUCCUGCUCGGUCUGCUGCUUACCGAGAACAAGGGGUUCAAGGAGAUCAAGGAGGCGUUUGCGAAGAAUGGGGUUGCCUGA
Molecule: messenger RNA, 1143 nt
Organism: Aspergillus viridinutans
Lineage: Eukaryota; Fungi; Ascomycota; Eurotiomycetes; Eurotiales; Aspergillaceae
Product: asparaginase ahrA
Exons: 2
Coding region: 1-1143 (380 amino acids)
Molecular function (GO): asparaginase activity
Source: RefSeq, a predicted model, not a curated record